AUGUCCAACUUCGGAGAAAGUAGCCAACCAAUCCACGUCAAACUCUUGACUUUGAACUGUUGGGGAUUGAAAUUUGUAUCGGCCCAUCGACAGGAACGGAUCCAUGCGAUAGCCGAUUUCCUAGCGUGCUCAUCGAGCCUCCAUUCGCGCUCAUGUUCCACGAACUCGCUCGAGCCGUUCUCCGACCUGGGCAACACCAAUCCCUCUGCCAAGACCCCCGCAGCCGGCUCAGAGCUCCCGAACAACAAGUCGUCCGGAACCGCUCAGGCCUCAAACGAGGCCAGCGCCUUCGGCUCGGGCUCCAAAUCAUUCGAUAUCGUCGCUCUGCAAGAACUCUGGGUCUACCAUGACUUCCUUGUGAUCAGGGACCGGGCCAAGGAAGGCGGCUUCAAAUAUAGUAAAUGGUUCCACAGUGCUGCACUCGGUUCCGGUCUAGCCAUCCUGUCUCGAUUCCCAAUUGUUUCGAGUCACUUUCAUCCUUACCUGCUCAACGGCCAUCCACUGCACUUCAUUCAGGGCGACUUUUUCGUCGGCAAGUCUGUCGGAAGCUGUCUCCUAGAUGUCCCCAGCGUCGGCGAAGUAGAAGUCUUCACAACACACCUCUAUGCGCCUCAUGAUGUCCCUGCCCCAGAAUGGAAACGGGCCCAUCGGACUGCCCAGGCUUGGGAGCUUGCGAAGCUCGUCAAGGCUUCUGCCGAACGGGGCCGAACUGUAUUUGUUUGCGGAGACUUGAAUUCAGUACCCUCAUCGCUUCCGAUCACCCUUCUGCAAUCAUACGGACAGCUUCGUGAUUCAUGGAUAGCCUCUCACCCCACUGGAUUGUCGACGAGCUCGCCGAACGAGACGAGCUACCGAACGGCGAUUCAUGAGGAAGGGAUCACCUGCGACUCGCUCAUCAACACCUUCACAGCAGCGAAGAACGCGGCCAAUCGAGGUGCGAAAGGAUACGGCAAGCGGCUCGAUUAUAUCUUAUACCGACCGGCGGCCAAGCGACUGAGCCGGCGCGACCGUCUGGGCCGCUGUCAGACCGAGUUCGUCGACGACCAGACCCUCACCUGCGACCAUUGUGCGGUCAUCCUCACCGAUCCGAUCCCGGUCUUUGGCUACUCGUAUUCGGACCAUUUCGCCGUCGAGGCUUCGUUCACGAUCUAUCCCAAUCAAUCUAUCAAACUAGAGCAGGACGAGCCCGGUCGCGCGGACGAACAGUCGAGCGUCAAGACUGCUGGCCCACCCAAGCUGACGACCGAGCAACUGAACCACUGCAUCUCGGCCCUUAUGGUCAAAUACCGCUCAUCGGAACGCUCGACUCAGGUCCAACUGAGCCUCUUCCUGCUCUGCGUCCUCCUGAUUCCUGGAGUCUCAGUGGCCGCCAGCUUCCAGCCGCUCAAAUACCUCAACUGGAUCUUCACCCUCCUCAGCUUCGCCAUCGGCGGCUUCGGCAUCACCAUGCUUUAUUCCGGCUUCCUCGCCGGGAGUUGGGAACGUUCCGCGAUCCAAGAGGUCUGCGAUCAAGUCGAAUUCGAACUUCAAUCAUCGAUCCUCAUCAAGCACGCCGAUGGCCGUCACGAGCAAGCAGCACAAGCCCAGCAGCUCGGCAAAACUAGGACCGACGCGGACCAGCUGGAUCUCAUGCCAUUCUCGAUCGACUACCAUGGACCGGCGGAGAUAUCGAAGUACUUCCUCACCAGGCCAGCCGCGGCCGCCUCAAACACUACUCCCAGCAGCAGGCCAGAGGAAGCCGACGACCAGCAUUUAGAGUUCUUCGAGGGAUCGUUCAGGGGGAGAUAUCUUCAUGGGACGCGACUCAAGAUCCCAGACGGCUACUCCGGCCUAGUCCUAUCCUCCCCAGAUCCCACGCCCCAGUCCUCUCAUCCGUCCGACCAACCAGGCCCUCCCAUCCCUGCCGUCAAACAAGAAGACACGGCUGCCGAUCGGCCUCCGAGCGCGACGCGCGAAACGGAUCCGAUACACCUGCCAUCACCCUCAUCAUCGCUCCAGAAGACAGAAGACGCGAAGCCCGAUCCACCGACGAUCGCCCCUCUCCCUCCCACCGAUCUUGUAACACCCUCCACCACUCAGUCCUCCAAAGUCCUCAGAUCUAUCGGCCGUUUCGACCACAUCACGCUGUGGAACGUCGACGAUCCGCUCGAUCUGAGCCAGGAUAUUUACGCACGAGCUUUGAAUGAAUGGGUUGGCUUGUCCAAUCUCAUACACUCCCUACCCUCGACGACUACCUGA
Puccinia triticina is the source of this 2238-nucleotide messenger RNA. RefSeq lists its product as uncharacterized. Gene Ontology annotation, cellular component: cytoplasm; ribonuclease H2 complex. The record is from RefSeq and is a predicted model, not a curated record. The transcript has 8 exons. The coding region runs from base 1 to 2238 and encodes 745 amino acids. Lineage: Eukaryota; Fungi; Basidiomycota; Pucciniomycetes; Pucciniales; Pucciniaceae. Gene Ontology annotation, molecular function: sphingomyelin phosphodiesterase activity. Gene Ontology annotation, biological process: RNA catabolic process.